Molecule: messenger RNA, 3878 nt
Organism: Falco peregrinus (peregrine falcon)
Lineage: Eukaryota; Metazoa; Chordata; Aves; Falconiformes; Falconidae
Gene: AQP8
Product: aquaporin 8
Exons: 5
Coding region: 1010-1783 (257 amino acids)
Biological process (GO): water transport; transmembrane transport
Cellular component (GO): plasma membrane
Molecular function (GO): water channel activity
Source: RefSeq, a predicted model, not a curated record
AUGCUGUCUUUUAAGGUUUUAAAGCCCCUUAAGCAUUACUGGUGUAGCACAAGUUACAUUGCAUGCGUUUGUCAUGCCCAGAAGUACCGAUCUCUGUCAGUUUUUGAAGGAGGCAUAUACUCCCCAUGCCUACCCCUGGACACUGCUCCGAGUCCUGGGCUGGCUCCAAGGGGCUGCAGUUUGCUUCCCCUCAUCAAAACAGUGCCCCUGGUCACCCUUUCCCGGGGUGCAGCCUUCCUGCUUGCUCCUGGUGCAUCCCCUUCCGCACACGUUUCAGGGCUCUCAGUUGCACCGUGCUGGGAAUGGCUCUCGUCCCUUGUGUUACGCCUGGGCUUAGGCUGAAUUAUAGCGAGCUAAGCCUCGGAUGGGAGUGAUGUUUUCAGAGUGUUUUUUCCCUCCCUAGAGCUACAUCGACCGUUUCCCAGGGCGCUGUGGCUCCGUGCGUGCCCCAUGCACACAGUGCUCUGGUCCUUCUGGCACGUGCUACCUCUUGGCAGCACCAGCAGGUAAGAGCCGCCCAGUGAAGUGGGCCAGCUGGGCUUCGCACAGGUGCCAGCCCUCCAGUUAUCUACACAAAAGAAAUCACGUCCUGAGUCUUGGCAGUAACUCUACAACAACAACAACAAAAAACCAACCACAGGGAACAAAAAAACCCAAAGCCUUGAACCAAGGAACGGGCGGUGAUAAAGAGCUUUUAUAUUCCUGGGGGCUGGCCUAUCAGCUUUUAUUGCCCCCUUUCUUUUUUUUUUUUCUUUAAGCAAUGCAAAUCCAAUCUGUUUUCUAGAGCCUCCCAUCUACUACCUCUUCAUAUAGGUCAAGGGGAGCCUGCCAGCCUUUCAGCAGGACAAGCAGGGUGCUCCUGGAGGGUCCUCAUCCCUGCACCAGGACCCCUGGGAGACCUGAGCCUGCAUCUCCAGUUUCUCAAGCCCUCUGCUCUGCAGCAUCCUUCAGUUGUACCCGCAGGGCCAGCUGCCACCAGGACUCUACCUGCUUUGUUCCAGCCCUGCUCAUGGCCGCUGCCAAGUUUGAUCACCCUGCACUGAAGGAGACGAUGGACAUCGACAUCGAGCCCAAGCCCCUGCGGCCCCACUGGUAUGAGCGUUACGUCCAGCCCUGCGUGGCCGAGCUGCUGGGCAGCACACUGUUCAUCUUCAUCGGCUGCCUCUCCGUGGUCGAGGACGCGACGGACACUGGGAGGCUGCAGCCUGCCCUGGCGCAUGGGCUGGCCCUGGGGCUCACCAUCGCUAUCCUGGGGAACAUCAGCGGAGGCCACUUCAACCCCGCCGUGUCCUUGGGUGCGUGGCUGGUUGGUGGGCUGAACAUCACGAUGCUCAUUCCUUACUGGGUCUCCCAGCUGUGCGGAGGGGUGAUAGGAGCUGGCCUGACAAAGGUUGUGGCGGAAAGCAACCAGUAUGUGUAUGCCCACGGAGGAGCCUUCAGCAGCAUCGUGGCCGACGAGCAGAUCUCCUCCGUCCUUGUGGGCGAGAUCAUCAUGACCACCUUCCUGGUCCUGGCGGUCUGCAUGGGCGCCAUCAAUGGGAAGACCAAGACCCCGCUGGCACCCUUCUGCAUCGGCCUCGUGGUCACGGUUGACAUCCUGGCAGGAGGUGGCGUGUCCGGAGCCUGCAUGAAUCCUGCCCGAGCCUUUGGGCCAGCUGUGGUAGCAAACUACUGGGAUUAUCACUGGGUUUACUGGGUAGGGCCCAUGGUUGCUGCUCUCCUCGUCAGCACACUGGUGAGGCUCCUGCUCGGUGACCGGACCACCCGCCUGCUCCUGAAGUGAUGCUGGGUGCGGAGCCACAUGCGUCUGCUGCGGGCAGCCGGUGCAGCUCAACAUGGCCAGCGUCAAGCCCCCUGCUCCUGCUUCUCACCAUCCCACCUCCCCUCUGCGCCCCCCAGGCAGCCUGCGCUCAGGAGAUGGUUCGGUUGAUGCUGCAGGGACGAUGGAAAGCAGCCCAGGUGAACCAGGCAGCCCUGUGCUGGCAGCAGGGCCAGGCAGCACUGCUCCCAUCCUGGUCCCCGGGGCUUUGCCAGCCGCUGCUGCGGCAGCAGGACUGGCUCACCAGGAGCAUCCUCUGACCCACACCAGUGCCCAUGGGGUCCCAGCAUCGGCCAUGCACAGCAUCCAUCCCACCGGGGCCAUGCCAGGGUGUCUGCAGUGCCAGGGAGCCCUGUGCCCUCUAGGGUGGGCACCACUGUCCCAUGCUCAGGUGGCCGAGGGUGCAUGGCUGUAGCCAGCAGCCUGGUGCUGGCCUCCUCUCCAGGAGCAUCUCCAGCUCCCUGGGGCAGGGGGUGAGAGCUGCCCGUUCCCAGCCGCCCUGCGAGGAACCUGCUCUAAUCCUGCUGAGGUAGCAAGAAUCUGAGUCAAGCAGCCCUGCCUGGUGACCAUGCGGCAUCGCUCACCAGCGCUGACGCUAACUGGUUUCUAACUUCUUGGUGACAAUACGAAUUCUGAGGCCUGAUGUGGCUAGCUGCUCUGCCUUGGCAUGCCCCCGGGGGUCCCCUGGCCCCCACUGCUGCGGUGGGUGCUGCGGGGCUCCAUGCCCUGCCCCAUGCUGGCUCCUGCAUUUGUCUCUCACUCAGGCAUCUCUGCUCCCUCCCCGCUCACACCCAGCGCGCGGGGAGCCCACGCUCCAGCAUGGCAGGGUCUCCCUCCACAGGAGCCCGCUCCCCAGCUGUGCUGUGGGUCAGCUGCUCUCCCUCAUGCAGGUGCGGGAUGAGGCCGAGCGGCUCUUGCUGGGGGGCGAGGGGAGGGGGCUGCCUGAGCAGAGGGAGCUGCUGCCAUAAGCAGGAGGAGUCAGCAGACAGAAUUGUGAUGGAGCUGUGUGGGCAGCGGGAGAAGAGCCAGCGCAGCAGCUUUACGUCAGCUGGGUAUCCGUCCCCUACGGCAGCUCUGCCCUGAUUCAUCCUGUGGCCUUCCCGGCCUUCCCUGUGCUGGGGGGAUUCGUAGGGACCCCAUCCCCACCCCUCAGAGGGCCUGUUGGGGGGUGAACCGCCGCAGCAGGGUCAUUGCAAGUACUCCCAGUAAGGAGCCCCUCACCUUACCUGGCUUUAGUCACUCCUAAUUUCGUAAACUUUUGACUUGGGAAAGGGCUGUUGCUUUCCCAGCCCCGACAUGUGUGGCUCUGAGGAGCCCCUGGGCUGGCCCUGGGGCAGGGGCUGUGCUGGGACAGCUGUGCCCCCCCAGCACGGGGCUGACCACCCAGCCCAGCACCUGGGGCACCCAUCCAGAAACAAGGCUGGAGGGCAGGUGGGAAAGGGCUGGGCUGCCACAAGCAGGAGCGAUGGCAUCUUCCCAGGGCCAGGGCCUGUGUGCUGGGCUCCGGCUGUUCUCCCUCUCCUGCUGCCAGCAGGUCUGGAGGGAAACCCUGGGCAAAGCCGGUGCUUCCUCCCUCCCUCCGCAGGCUGCUCCACGCAGAGGCAGAGGAGCUGAUGCUGUGGCAGCGAGGACGUUCCCAGCUUUCUGAUGUCCCCGUGGGGCUGGCAGAGCCUUGCACAAUGUCACCUCGCUAUUUUCAGCUUGUUUUCUAAUUUCCCAGUGCAGGAGGUGACCCACACGCACACAAACACACACAAAGCUGUAUUCUUUUUUAGAAAAGGACAAGGUUGUGGAGAUGCUGAAGUGAGGAAAUGGCAGAACUACAGCAUCCCUGACUUGGGGGUGGGGGUGUGAUUGCCUGCAUCCCUCCCCGCUGGUGGCAUGUGCAGGGCUGGGCAGCGUGGACCCAGGUGAGCCAGGGCACGGGCAGCUGCACACUCAGGAGGGAAAAUGAUGCAACUCACAGAAGCAGACAAAUAGCAUGAAGAUGUCACUGGGACGGUUGUCAUGGCAACGCCACAAAAAAAAUGCCAUACCAAACAAGGAGCAAAGUCGCAGU